AUGUUUAAUUCAUUCUUUCGAGGACUUCUGGGUAUUGAGGAGCAGCCGACUAAAGUCUUAGAAGUGCGAUCAGACAACUAUAUUUCUAGGCCGAUACAUUACAGGGAAGAUUCUAUGUUACUUUAUGGACCAAAAAUUCCCCCUGAUACCAAGAACCCUAAAGAUAAACUUUAUGAAAUUGUUCUACAUAAACCUUUUACUGAAAGCCUACAUCAAAUGUUCAGUUUAUUCCGAUCAGAAAAUCAAGAAAGUGCAGAAGAUAAGUUCAUAGUUUUUAAAGAAAAAAUUCCACUUUUUAUAAAAAUCACUAAAGAGUGUUCAGUUCAGUCCUUACAGAAGCUAUGCGACACGUUAUCGGAACAUCGAUCAUGGACGAUUGCGCAUUUGGUAGCUCACUUCGGCCUCUAUGAAUUGUUCAAUGAACCCGAUGUCCAGAGGCAUUUUGAUGACCCAGAUCCAGCGACUGGAGCCACUCCAUUAAUGGUAUCAGUGAAUACAGGCAACGUUCGGAUGGUGCAGACUCUCCUUUCUUUGAACUGCUCUCUAAACGCAAUCGAUCUGGAGGGGAACAGCGUUUUCCAUUACGCCGCAGCUAGUAAUAAGGAAAUUAUUAAUAUUCUGGCAAGCAAAACCUCUUCAUCUCUGAACUAUUACAACAAGCAGGGUUAUACUCCAUUGCACAUGGCUUGCCUAGCGAACGCGCCUGACUGUGUCCGUGCUUUACUGCUCGCCGGUGCGGACGUUAACCUUUCCGCUGCUAAGCGAUCUCAACCACCUAACGCACUGCCAGGUAUCGUUUGCGACAUAGUCCAAGACAAACACCCGAAGCUAUACCAGCAAGAUAUGAAGCAUGGGGGCACACCAUUACAUUGGGCAAUAUCCAGAGAAGUGAUUGAAGCAUUGGUCGACAAGAAUUGCGACAUAAACGCUUUGAAUUUCGAUGGUCUAACCGCUUUGCACGUGAUGGUGCUAAGAGGGCGCCUCGAAUGUGCAAUAGCUUUACUCUCUAGAGGAGCUGAACACUCAAUAGGAGAUAAAGAAGGGAACACAUCGCUGCAUCUUUCCGUGAAGCAAACAAAUAUAUCGAUAGUUCAAGCCUUGAUUGUCUUUGGGGCGGAUUUGGAAGCAAAGAAUAACGCAGGGUUUACGGCGAGGCACACUGUUCCCGCCGAGAUGUCAGACAGCGCUUACGAUAAGAUUUUGUACAUUUUGCAUGCUGUGGGGGCACAAAGAUGUCCGCCGGAGAUGGCUGGAUGCGGGCCAGGCUGCUCCGCGCGCGGGGAGUACAACGGCGUGCCGCCGCCGCCCGUGCCGACGACCGACGGGCGCGAAGUUAUCAGCGACAUGCUCACCUCCGCUGCCGUCGUAAAGUCAGCCUCACUAGAAAGCAACAUGAAACAAGGACGCUUACUUUGUCUAGAUGGAGGCGGUAUCAGAGGUCUCGUUCUAAUCCAACUACUCAUUAAUCUUGAAGCGGCUAUCGAGCAGCCUAUCAUCCAUUGCUUCGACUGGGUGGCGGGAACUAGCACGGGCGGUAUCUUGGCAUUGGCCUUAGCCGCCGGAAAGACACUGAGGGAAUGUCAACAACUUUACUUCCGUAUGAAGGAGUUCGCCUUUGUUGGAAUGCGACCUUACCCUUCAGAACCGCUUGAGUCAAUCCUAAAAGAGUGUUUGGGAACGGAAACUGUUAUGGCGGAUAUAACGCAUCCAAAGUUGAUGAUACUGGCUGUACUUGCUGACAGAAAACCAGUGGACUUACACAUCUUCAGGAACUACGAAUCCGCACAGGAUAUACUCGACCGAUAUAAUGGAACUUCGAGUCCUCGUGGUGCGGCGAGUACGGCGGGUGCGGAGACCGGCGCGCGGCGGACCGUGGUGUCGCUGGCGGCGCCGCCGCCGCCCGCUGAGCAGCUGGUGUGGCAGGCCGCACGCGCCACGGGCGCCGCGCCCUCCUACUUCCGCGCCUCGGGCCGAUAUAUAGAUGGUGGGCUAAUGGGUAAUAACCCAACGCUGGAUGCCUUGACUGAGUUAGCUGAGCUACGUCUCGCUUACGAGGGCACUGGCCAACAUGAAGAGGCUAAAAAGACGAAUCUCAAGAUUGUUGUGUCUUGCGGAACAGGACGUAUUCCAGUUAGUGAAAUAAAGGACUACGAUGUAUUUAAGCCGGAAGGUCUAUGGGACACAGCGCGGCUCGCAUGGGGACUUAGUGCACUAGGAAAUUUAUUAGUAGAUCAGGCGACGCAGUGCGACGGACGUGUGGUGGAGCGCGCGCGCGCGUGGUGCGCGUGCGCGGGCGUGCCCUACCAGCGCUUCUCCCCGCGCCUGGCGCGCGACGUCGCCAUGGACGAGCGCGCCGACGACCGCCUCGUUGCCAUGCUGUGGGAGGCGCACGCCUACAUGCGCGAGUGCCGUGACCGCGUCGCCGAGGUCGCCGCGUUGCUGCGACACCAGCCAGAUCCGCAAAAGUAA
This is a messenger RNA of Parnassius apollo (apollo), 2469 nucleotides long. NCBI's taxonomy places the organism in Eukaryota, Metazoa, Arthropoda, Insecta, Lepidoptera, Papilionidae. The record is from the annotation of a GenBank genome assembly.